Molecule: messenger RNA, 476 nt
Organism: Myotis daubentonii (Daubenton's bat)
Lineage: Eukaryota; Metazoa; Chordata; Mammalia; Chiroptera; Vespertilionidae
Product: protein S100-A7-like
Biological process (GO): endothelial cell migration
Cellular component (GO): cytoplasm; extracellular exosome
Molecular function (GO): calcium ion binding; calcium-dependent protein binding; transition metal ion binding
Source: RefSeq, a predicted model, not a curated record
AGGCUGAGCCUUAUAAAGGGACCAGUCUUUGCCCAGAUGCACAGCACACUCACCUUCUCCUCAGUGACACCUCGUCAGCUCCGCUUUCUUGAAAUCCAAGAUGGGCCAUACUGCAGCUGAACAGGCUAUGAUGGACUUGAUCGACCAGUUCCACAGAUACACCAAACCUGAUGACAAGAUUAACAAGAAGGGCCUGCUGAGGAUGCUGAGGGAGAAUUACCCUCACUUCCUCAAUGCUUGUGAAAAAAGGGGCGUAGAUUUCUUGGGUGAUAUCUUUGAGGACAAGGACAAGAACAUGGAUAAGAAGAUCUCAUUUACUGAGUUUCUGUCGGUGUUGGGAGUCCUAGCUGUGGACUACCACGAUAAUAGCCACGGAGCCCCGCUCUGUUCUGGUGGGGAAGGACAGUGAGCCCAGCCCAGCCUGAGGCCUCCAGAAACCACAAGAAACAAUAAAGUGUGUCUGUUGCCCAGAUAAA